Molecule: messenger RNA, 7542 nt
Organism: Condylura cristata (star-nosed mole)
Lineage: Eukaryota; Metazoa; Chordata; Mammalia; Eulipotyphla; Talpidae
Gene: CACNA1C
Product: calcium channel, voltage-dependent, L type, alpha 1C subunit
Exons: 50
Coding region: 385-6975 (2196 amino acids)
Biological process (GO): calcium ion import across plasma membrane
Cellular component (GO): membrane; voltage-gated calcium channel complex
Molecular function (GO): high voltage-gated calcium channel activity
Source: RefSeq, a predicted model, not a curated record
GCCGCCUUUGGGGGUCCGUGGCUCCCCCGCUCCCCUCCUUUCCGCCUCUGCUCGCUCUGCCUCUCCGAUUUAUUUUUUUCAAAUGGUGUAGCCGCCAGAGGUGCGGUGCUAAAUUCUUGGAAGGGGCCCGGAUGUACUGAGGAUGCAUUGCAAUCUCACUAAGGGAGGCGGUCGUGGCAAGGCUCAGUUUUUGGUGUUUGAUGCAAUAAUGGGAAUCAGGUAAUCAUCCGAAGGGAAGAAGAAAUACUGCAGCUCCAAGGCUUCCCCGAAUUGGGCACGAAAGCCGCCGACCUCGGAGGAGGGAUUAAUCCAGACCCGCUUGGGGGUGUUUUUACCUUUCUUCCUCUUUGUGGCUUCUUCUCCUUUGCAAACAUUUUUUGGUCCAUGGUCAAUGAAAACACGAGGAUGUACAUUCCAGAGGAAAACCAUCAAGGUUCCAACUAUGGGAGCCCGCGCCCAGCUCAUGCCAACAUGAAUGCCAACGCGGCUGCGGGGCUUGCCCCCGAGCACAUCCCCACACCGGGGGCUGCCCUGUCCUGGCAGGCAGCCAUCGAUGCGGCCCGGCAGGCGAAGCUCAUGGGCAGCGGUGGCAACGCGACCGUGUCCACGGUCAGCUCCACGCAGCGCAAGCGGCAGCAGUAUGGAAAGCCCAAGAAGCAGGGCAGCGCGACUGCCACACGCCCGCCCCGGGCCCUGCUCUGCCUGACGCUGAAGAACCCCAUCCGGAGGGCGUGCAUCAGCAUUGUCGAAUGGAAACCAUUUGAAAUAAUUAUUUUACUGACUAUUUUUGCCAAUUGUGUGGCCUUAGCGAUCUAUAUUCCCUUUCCAGAAGAUGACUCCAACGCCACCAACUCCAACCUGGAACGUGUGGAAUAUCUCUUUCUCAUCAUUUUUACUGUGGAAGCAUUUUUAAAAGUAAUAGCCUAUGGACUUCUCUUUCACCCCAACGCUUACCUCCGCAACGGCUGGAACUUACUCGAUUUUAUAAUUGUGGUUGUAGGGCUAUUUAGUGCAAUUUUAGAACAAGCGACCAAAGCCGAUGGCGCCAACGCUCUGGGAGGGAAAGGGGCUGGAUUCGACGUGAAGGCGCUGCGGGCUUUCCGGGUGCUGCGCCCCCUGCGGCUGGUGUCCGGAGUCCCCAGUCUCCAGGUGGUUCUGAACUCCAUCAUCAAGGCCAUGGUCCCUCUGCUACAUAUCGCCCUGCUCGUGCUGUUCGUCAUCAUCAUCUACGCCAUCAUCGGCCUGGAGCUCUUCAUGGGCAAGAUGCAUAAGACCUGUUACAACCAGGAAGGCGUAGCAGAUGUCCCAGCAGAAGACGAGCCUUCGCCUUGUGCUCUGGAGUCAGGCCACGGACGGCAGUGCCCUAACGGCACAGUGUGCAAGCCGGGAUGGGACGGCCCCAAGCACGGCAUCACCAACUUCGACAACUUCGCCUUCGCCAUGUUGACAGUGUUCCAGUGCAUCACCAUGGAGGGCUGGACGGACGUGCUGUACUGGGUCAAUGAUGCCGUAGGAAGGGACUGGCCCUGGAUCUAUUUUGUUACACUAAUCAUCAUAGGGUCAUUUUUUGUACUUAACUUGGUUCUCGGUGUCCUUAGCGGAGAGUUUUCCAAAGAGAGGGAGAAGGCCAAGGCUCGGGGGGACUUCCAAAAGCUGCGAGAGAAGCAGCAACUGGAAGAGGACCUUAAAGGGUACCUGGACUGGAUCACUCAGGCAGAAGACAUCGACCCCGAGAACGAGGAUGAAGGCAUGGAUGAGGAGAAGCCCCGAAACAGAGGCGCUCCAGCGGGCUUGCUUGAUCAGAAGAAAGGGAAGUUUGCUUGGUUUAGUCACUCCACAGAAACCCAUGUGAGCAUGCCCACAAGUGAGACUGAGUCUGUCAACACCGAAAACGUGGCUGGCGGUGGCAUCGAAGGAGAAAACUGCGGGGCCAGGCUGGCGAGAGCAAACAGCCACCGGAUCUCCAAAUCCAAGUUCAGCCGCUAUUGGCGCCGGUGGAAUCGCUUCUGCAGGAGGAAGUGUCGGGCCGCGGUCAAGUCCAAUGUCUUCUACUGGCUGGUGAUCUUCCUGGUGUUCCUCAACACGCUCACCAUCGCCUCGGAGCAUUACAACCAGCCCCACUGGCUCACAGAAGUUCAAGACACGGCCAACAAGGCGCUGCUGGCCCUUUUCACUGCGGAGAUGCUGCUGAAGAUGUACAGCCUAGGACUGCAGGCCUACUUUGUGUCCCUGUUCAACCGCUUCGACUGCUUCAUCGUGUGCGGGGGCAUCCUGGAGACCAUCCUGGUGGAGACCAAGAUCAUGUCCCCCUUGGGCAUCUCUGUGUUGAGAUGUGUCCGGCUCCUGAGGAUAUUUAAGAUCACCAGGUACUGGAACUCCUUGAGCAACCUGGUGGCCUCCCUGCUGAACUCUGUGCGCUCCAUCGCCUCUCUGCUGCUGCUGCUCUUCCUCUUCAUCAUCAUCUUCUCGCUCCUGGGGAUGCAGCUGUUUGGAGGAAAGUUCAACUUUGAUGAGAUGCAGACCCGGAGGAGCACGUUCGACAACUUCCCCCAGUCCCUUCUCACCGUGUUUCAGAUCCUGACCGGGGAGGACUGGAAUUCGGUGAUGUAUGAUGGGAUCAUGGCUUAUGGCGGCCCCUCUUUUCCAGGGAUGUUAGUCUGUAUUUACUUCAUCAUCCUCUUCAUCUGUGGAAAUUAUAUCCUGCUGAAUGUGUUCUUGGCCAUUGCUGUGGACAACCUGGCUGAUGCCGAGAGCCUCACCUCUGCCCAGAAGGAGGAGGAAGAAGAGAAGGAAAGAAAGAAGCUGGCCAGGACUGCCAGCCCAGAGAAGAAACAAGAGGUGGUGGAGAAGCCAGUGGUGGUGGAAGAGGCCAAAGAGGAGAAAAUCGAGCUGAAGUCCAUCACAGCCGAUGGAGAGUCCCCACCCACCACCAAGAUCAACAUGGAUGACCUCCAGCCCAAUGAAAAUGAGGAUAAGAGCCCGUACGCCAACCCAGAAGCUACAGGAGAAGAGGAUGAAGAGGAGCCCGAGAUGCCGGUGGGGCCCCGGCCCCGCCCACUCUCCGAGCUGCACCUGAAGGAAAAGGCGGUGCCCAUGCCGGAAGCCAGUGCGUUCUUCAUCUUCAGCCCCAACAACAGGUUUCGCCUCCAGUGCCACCGCAUCGUCAACGACACCAUCUUCACCAACCUGAUCCUCUUCUUCAUUCUGCUCAGCAGCAUCUCCCUGGCCGCCGAGGACCCCGUCCAGCACACCUCCUUCCGAAACCACAUCCUAGGCAAUGCAGACUAUGUCUUCACUAGUAUCUUUACAUUAGAAAUUAUCCUUAAGAUGACCGCAUAUGGGGCCUUCCUACAUAAGGGCUCUUUUUGCCGAAACUACUUCAACAUCUUGGACCUGCUGGUGGUCAGCGUGUCUCUCAUCUCCUUUGGCAUCCAGUCCAGUGCGAUCAACGUUGUAAAGAUCUUGCGCGUUCUGCGGGUUCUCCGGCCCCUGCGGGCCAUCAACAGGGCCAAGGGCCUAAAGCACGUGGUUCAGUGUGUGUUCGUGGCCAUCCGGACCAUCGGGAACAUCGUGAUCGUCACCACGUUGCUUCAGUUCAUGUUCGCCUGCAUCGGGGUCCAGCUCUUCAAGGGAAAGCUCUACACCUGUUCAGAUAGCUCCAAACAGACCGAGGCGGAAUGCAAGGGUAACUACAUCACAUACAAGGAUGGAGAGGUGGACCACCCCAUCAUCCAGCCCCGCAGCUGGGAGAACAGCAAGUUUGACUUUGACAAUGUUCUGGCGGCCAUGAUGGCCCUCUUCACCGUCUCCACCUUUGAGGGGUGGCCAGAGCUGCUGUACCGCUCCAUCGACUCCCACACAGAGGACAAGGGCCCCAUCUACAACUACCGUGUGGAGAUCUCCAUCUUCUUCAUCAUUUACAUCAUCAUCAUCGCCUUCUUCAUGAUGAACAUCUUCGUGGGUUUCGUCAUCGUCACCUUCCAGGAACAGGGAGAGCAGGAAUACAAGAACUGUGAGCUGGACAAGAACCAGCGACAGUGCGUGGAAUACGCCCUGAAGGCGCGGCCCCUGCGGAGGUACAUCCCCAAGAACCAGCACCAGUACAAAGUGUGGUACGUGGUCAACUCCACCUACUUUGAGUACCUGAUGUUUGUCCUCAUCCUGCUCAACACCAUCUGCUUGGCCAUGCAGCACUACGGUCAAAGCUGCCUGUUCAAAAUCGCCAUGAACAUCCUCAACAUGCUCUUCACUGGCCUCUUCACCGUGGAGAUGAUUCUGAAGCUCAUUGCCUUCAAGCCCAAGGGUUACUUUAGUGAUCCCUGGAAUGUUUUUGACUUCCUCAUCGUAAUUGGCAGCAUAAUUGACGUCAUUCUCAGUGAAACUAAUCACUAUUUCUGUGAUGCAUGGAAUACAUUUGACGCCUUGAUUGUUGUGGGUAGCAUUGUUGAUAUAGCAAUCACCGAGGUAAACCCAGCUGAACAUACCCAAUGCUCUCCCUUUAUGAAUGCAGAGGAGAACUCGCGUAUCUCCAUCACCUUCUUCCGCCUCUUCCGGGUCAUGCGUCUGGUCAAGCUGCUGAGCCGCGGGGAGGGCAUCCGGACCCUGCUGUGGACCUUCAUCAAGUCCUUCCAGGCGCUCCCCUACGUGGCUCUCCUCAUAGUGAUGCUGUUCUUCAUCUACGCUGUGAUCGGGAUGCAGGUGUUUGGAAAAAUUGCCCUGAAUGACACCACAGAGAUCAACCGGAACAACAACUUCCAGACCUUCCCCCAAGCUGUGCUGCUCCUCUUCAGAUGUGCUACAGGAGAGGCCUGGCAGGACAUCAUGCUGGCCUGCAUGCCAGGCAAGAAGUGUGCCCCGGAGUCAGAGCCCAGCAACAGCACAGAGGGGGAAACGCCUUGUGGCAGCAGCUUCGCCGUCUUCUACUUCAUCAGCUUCUACAUGCUCUGUGCCUUCCUGAUCAUCAAUCUCUUUGUAGCUGUCAUCAUGGACAACUUUGACUACCUGACAAGGGACUGGUCCAUCCUGGGUCCCCACCAUCUGGAUGAAUUUAAAAGAAUCUGGGCAGAGUAUGAUCCUGAAGCCAAGGGUCGAAUCAAACACCUAGAUGUGGUGACCCUGCUCCGGAGGAUACAACCCCCGCUGGGCUUCGGGAAGCUGUGCCCUCACCGCGUGGCUUGCAAACGCCUGGUCUCCAUGAACAUGCCUCUGAACAGUGACGGCACGGUCAUGUUCAAUGCCACCUUGUUUGCCCUGGUCCGGACGGCCCUGAGGAUCAAAACAGAAGGGAACCUAGAACAAGCCAACGAGGAGUUGCGGGCCAUAAUAAAGAAGAUCUGGAAGCGGACCAGCAUGAAGCUGCUGGACCAAGUAGUGCCCCCUGCGGGUGAUGACGAGGUCACGGUUGGCAAGUUUUACGCUACCUUCCUGAUCCAGGAGUACUUCCGGAAAUUCAAGAAACGCAAAGAGCAGGGCCUCGUGGGCAAGCCCUCCCAGCGGAAUGCCCUGUCCCUGCAGGCCGGCUUGCGCACGCUGCACGACAUCGGGCCAGAGAUCCGACGGGCCAUCUCUGGAGACCUGACCGCUGAGGAGGAGCUGGACAAGGCCAUGAAGGAGGCUGUGUCUGCUGCCUCUGAAGACGACAUCUUCAGGAGGGCCGGUGGCCUGUUUGGCAACCACGUCAGCUACUACCAAAGCGACGGCCGGAGCGCCUUCCCCCAGACCUUCACCACGCAGCGCCCGCUGCACAUCAACAAGGCGGGCAACAGCCCCGGCGACACCGCGUCGCCCUCCCACGAGAAGCUGGUGGACUCCACCUUCACCCCCAGCAGCUACUCCUCUACCGGCUCCAACGCCAACAUCAACAACGCCAACAACACUGCCCUGGGCCGCUCCCCCCGCCCCACCGGCCACCCCAGCGCCGUCAGCACCGUGGAGGGCCACGGGCCGCCCUUGUCCCCUGCCAUCCGGGUGCAGGAGGCGAUGUGGAAGCUCAACACCCAGAGGUGCCACUCCCGGGAGAGCCAGCUCGCCAUGGUGUGCCAGGAGGCCUCUCGAGAGGACACCUAUGAAGUGAAGAUGGGUGAGGACGCCGAGUACUGCAGGGAGCCCAGCUUGGUCUCCACAGAAAUGUUCUCCUAUCAGGAUGAUGAAAAUCGACAGUUGACACCCCCAGAGGAAGACAGAGAUGUCCGGCAGUCUCCAAAGAAGGGUUUCCUGCGUUCUUCCUCACUCGGUCGAAGGGCCUCCUUCCACCUGGAAUGUCUGAAGCGACAGAGGAACCAAGGAGGAGACAUCUCUCAGAAGACAGUUCUGCCCUUGCAUCUGGUUCAUCAUCAGGCCUUGGCAGUGGCGGGCCUGAGCCCCCUCCUCCAGAGAAGCCAUUCCCCCACUUCGUUCCCCAGGCCGUGCGCCACCCCCCCGGCCACCCCCGGCAGCCGAGGCUGGCUCCCGCAGCCCAUCCCCACCCUGCGGCUGGAGGGGGCCGAGUCCAGCGAGAAACUCAACAGCAGCUUCCCGUCCAUCCACUGCGGCUCCUGGGCCGGGGAGCCCGCUCCCUGCGUGGGGGGCAGCAGUGCCGUGCGGAGAACCCGGCCCGUGUCCCUCACUGUGCCCAGCCAGGCCGGGGCCCCGGGGCGGCAGUUGCACGGCAGCGCCAGCAGUCUGGUGGAAGCGGUCUUGAUUUCAGAAGGACUGGGGCAGUUUGCUCAAGAUCCCAAGUUUAUCGAGGCCACCACCCAGGAGCUGGCUGACGCCUGCGACAUGACAAUAGAGGAGAUGGAGAACGCGGCCGACAACAUCCUCAGCGGGGGCACCCAACAGAGCCCCAAUGGCACCCUCUUACCUUUUGUUAACUGCAGGGACCCGGGGCAUGACAGAGCAGGGGGUGGGGGUGACGAGACCUGUGCGCCCAGCCUGGAGUGUCGAAAGAGCGAGGAGGAAUUCCAGGACAGCAGAGCCUGCGUGAGCAGCCUGUAGUGGCCAGGGCUGGGGAGAUGCUGGGUUUUUUAUUUGUUUCAAUGUUCCUAAUGGGUUCGUUUCAGAAGUGCCUCACUGUUCUCGUGACCUGGAGUUAACCGGAACAGCGUCUUCAUUCAUUUCGUUGGGACAAGACGCAGAGUUGGGUGGUGCGGAGCGUCAGCUUUUCAGGGGGGAAGAAAGCAGCAACCCCAGUUUGUGUCCACAGAGGUAGAGUGGUGAGGAGCAGGUGCAAGAGUCGAGUCAGGGAGGCCGAGCCCGGGCGACGCCUGCCCGCCCUCCUGCUGUAUUUCAGGCCCUGCGCCAGGAACCGGCGGCCGCCUCCGUGCAUGACAGAGAACCUCAGCUUCCUGCGGUAGCCCUCACCAAAAGGACCCUAUGUCAAACGGGUGUCUUUCAACUUUGCUUGUAAAAAAAAAAAAUCAUUUUGCACAUACUCUGUAUGAGCCUCACUGUCUCCAUAGACCAGGGCCCUGCGGAUCUGCAGAAGGAAGUGGAGGCGUCACGUCAGCAAACCCCCCACCCCAGAGGGAGGAGGAAGCAGCGCGGGGCGGGGCUGGGGCCAGA